Molecule: messenger RNA, 1953 nt
Organism: Mytilus californianus (California mussel)
Lineage: Eukaryota; Metazoa; Mollusca; Bivalvia; Mytilida; Mytilidae
Product: alpha-L-fucosidase-like
Exons: 1
Coding region: 45-1415 (456 amino acids)
Biological process (GO): glycoside catabolic process; fucose metabolic process
Cellular component (GO): lysosome
Molecular function (GO): alpha-L-fucosidase activity
Source: RefSeq, a predicted model, not a curated record
GGCUUUACCGGGUCGAUAACUUCAUUUCGUUAAAGAUCUAAAACAUGGCUGCUCUAUAUUUGUUCCUGUUAUUUUAUUGCUCUUUAUUAACGUUCGGCCAGAGAUAUCAACCAACCUGGGAGUCUUUGGAAAGCCGACCUCUUCCGGACUGGUACGACGAAGCAAAGCUUGGCAUAUUUAUGCACUGGGGAGUUUUCUCGGUUCCUAGUUACAGUGCAGUAUGGUUCUGGAAUUAUUGGAAAAAUGGACACCGAGACAUUGUCGACUUUAUGAAGCGGAAUUAUCGCCCUGAUUUUACAUAUGCCGACUUUGCAGCAGACUUCAAAGCAGAAUUUUAUGAUCCUAAAAGAUGGGCAGCAAUACUAGAAGCCUCUGGAGCUAAAUAUGUUGUUUUAGUUUCGAAACACCAUGAGGGAUUUACCAACUGGCCGUCUAAUUAUUCUUGGAACUGGAAUUCUUAUGACGUUGGUCCACACAGGGACCUUGUGGGGGAACUGGCCGAUGCUAUUCGCUAUACAACAAAUCUGCGAUUUGGACUUUAUCAUUCUUUGUUAGAAUGGUAUAACCCUUUAUAUCUUAGAGACAAAGCAAACAAUUUUACAACACAAGAUUUUGUGAAAUUUAAAUCGAUGCCUGAAUUAUAUGAGCUUGUGAAUAGAUAUAAACCCGAAGUAGUUUGGUCGGACGGAGAAUGGGAAGCAUCAGACACAUAUUGGACGUCAAAGGAAUUCAUAGCUUGGCUGUACAAUGACAGUCCAGUGAAGGACACGGUUGUCACUAAUGACCGCUGGGGCAAAGGCGACAUGUGUCAUCAUGGUGGAUACUUCACGUGCCAUGAUAAAUACCUUCCUACAACUCUCCAGAAAAGAAAGUUCGAAAAUUCAUGGACAAUAGACAAAAACCAUUGGGGAUUCCGAAGAGAUGCACGAAUAGAGGACUUUUAUUCAUCACAGGAGCUUAUUGCAACGUUUGCACAAACUGUAAGCUGUGGAGGUAAUAUGCUUAUGAACAUUGGACCAACUAGUUAUGGAACUUUUCAACCAGUUUAUGAAGAAAGACUUAUUCAGUUUGGAAAAUGGAUGAGAAUAAACGGUGAAGCCAUCUAUAGUUCAAAACCGUGGACAGCUCAACAAGACAAUGCCACUAAGGCAUGUUGGUAUACCAUGAAAAAGACUGAAACGGGAACAAAUGUUUAUGCAAUUUUAGUGGAGUGGCCUGAUACAAACUAUUUGUAUUUAAAGGCACCUAUCACCAGUAGCAGCACAUUGAUAACAAUGUUAGGGUAUCAAGAUUAUAGCUUUAGAUAUACAAAAGUGCAGCCGUCUGGUGUGAAUAUAACAUUGCCAAAUAUAUCUUUUGCGAACAUUCCAAGCACUGAUGCUUGGGUUUUUAAGAUGACUGAUAUAGCGAAUUAGAACGGCCAAUGUUGUUGGAAUAACAAUAAUACUCAUAUUCGAAUCCUCUACAUAAUCUGAGUAAAGUGUGCAAUCAAACGUAUUCAUGAUAGAACAAACUGAGACUGAUACAAUGAAGUUAUCAACAGGAUUUGGAUUUAUAUUUUUUUCAUUUCAUAAAUGUUAUUUUGAACAAUUUUCAUACAGAUAUCUGUGUUAUGCUUGAACUUUAUCUUUUUUAUAUAUACUUGUGACUGCUUUUUCUGUUACAUUGUGUAACAGUGGUCACAGCUUGGGACAAGCAACACAAGAACUAUAGUAGUGUAAAAUGAGUCACUUGAGUUGUUUAAACGUAUGUUUCUUUAAAUUGUUAUCACUGUAUAUAUGUAAAUAAUCAUGAAAGUAUUAAGGUAUUGAUUGGAUACGUAAUUACUUUUAUCGAUGAGUAUGUUUUUUUCAUUCAUUCAUAUGUAUAUGUAUUUAUUGAUAUAUUUUUUUUACCAUAAUUUAUAUUAUACAAAUUUGUUUUAGUAUUUCUAAUAAACUGUCACAAAUCUGU